This is a messenger RNA of Phalacrocorax carbo (great cormorant), 4003 nucleotides long. The record is from RefSeq and is a predicted model, not a curated record. NCBI's taxonomy places the organism in Eukaryota, Metazoa, Chordata, Aves, Suliformes, Phalacrocoracidae.
GGCGCGGAGAGGGGAGGGGUGGCGUGCAUGGGCAGUGCGCCUCUCCAGCAUGGCUACAGUGCUGUCCCGGGCGCUGAAGCUGCCGGGAAAGAAGAGCCCAGACCUUGGGGAAUACGAUCCCCUCACUCAGGCUGACAGUGAUGAAAGUGAAGAUGACCUGGUACUCAACAUCCAGAAGAAUGGGGGCGUCAAGAACGGGAAGAGCCCCCCUGAGGAAGUGCAGGACCCUGACUCUGAUGUGGAGGUUGGGAUGACAAAGCAGCACACGUCAGAGAGUGCACCUGAAGGUUAUACUGCAGAGGCGGCUGGGAGUUUGGAGCAGAAGGUUGCUCCCUCCCUCAUGCCAUACCUGCGCACAGCGAUCUUUUUGCUCACUGUGGUGAUCUCGAUGAUUCUUGUGUUGGUGUGCGCAUUUCUAAUUCCCUGUCCCCCUAGAGACUUGCAUAACACCUGGAACCGCAACCUAGGUCAGGGAGCAGGUGGUGUGUUAUCCCCGCUGGAGCUGUGUGAUGUGAACGGCGAUGGACUCCCUGACAUCCUCAUUGUCUUCACUGCCUUGAUGAAUGCUAGCGUCAUGGGUGUAUCUAGGCCCUCUGUAACUGUGGUGGCCCUUUCUGGUAUGAAUGGCAGCACCUUGUGGUCCAUUCAGCUUCCAGAGGAGACUCGGAGUGUGCAGUGCAAAGGGCUGUCACUGGGGGCACCUGCGGACCCUGUCUGCCUUGUUACUGGAACAUCAAAAUUCCUCAGCCUUCUCAGUGCCUCCACAGGCAAGACCAUCUGGACACUGAACUCCAUCCACCUUUCAAGUGGGAUCCUGGCUGCACCAGCUGCAACUCUUCCGGAUGUAGAUGGAGAUGGGAUUAGGGAUAUUGUUGUUCUGGCUCUCAAAGAGACACAGCCUGAUGUGUUUUUCAUCUUAGUGUCAGGAAAGACUGGGACUGCUUUGGGUGGGCCUGUGAAGUACAGCACCAAUGGAGAAGGGAAAGUGAUUGGACCCCAGGUCCACAUCACCAGCCGGGGAGCCAUCUACAUCCUGUUUGGUUUUGGUAAUGUCCAAGCAGUUGCCCUGAGGGAUAUCUUUACCCAAGCCAGAAACCGGGACAGCUUUCCUGCAAUGCUGCAGCAGGAGGAGCCGGAGUGGGAAAAGCGCAGAUCUGUCAACCUGUCAGAGCUCAUUGAUAUUUACAGUGGGGGUGUUGACUUCCUGCAGACGAUGAAGACACCUGACACAAACUGCAGCAACCUGCUCAUCACAACCAAAGAGUCCUUGAUCCUCCUGCGGGGACAGGACCUGGAGCCCCGCUGGACCCUGGAUCUGCAGAACAUCAGCAGCCAGCCUGUACCAGGUUACUUUGGUGCUGACCAAACUCUGGACUUCAUGCUGCAAGCACAGACCGGAGAUGGGAAGAAAAAGGUGGUGGUGAUAGAUGGCAAAUCCGGCCUCCCUGUUUGGAACCAGGAACUCCCAUGGCAGAAGCAACAACUUGAUGCACUGUCAGUCAUGACUUUGGACAAGAAGUCUGUUUUUCUCUUUUGGGCUGAUGAAGCGCAGCCGGUAUUACAAAGUUUGCAACCUGGUCCCAGACCUGAGCGCCCAGGGCUGCACCACCUCUAUCUCCUCCAUCCUGUUUUUCCUACAGUCCUUUUGGACCUCACCAAUGCAACAGACAAAGUCAUUGCUUCAGCAGUUGGGAUUAACGAUCUCCAGAAGGAUGCGUUUCACAUCACUGUGACAACAACUGCAACCUCUGAAAAACAGCCGGGAUUUCUCACAGUCAGCAAGCUGGGCCUGAAAUGGGCCAUGAUGAGUCAAGGUCGAAUGGUGUGGCUAAAGGACACCACCACUCCCAAAAUCAGCCGUGGAGAAGUGAGGCGAUUUCUUGCCCGGCUGAAAUUUGUUGACUUUCCUCACAAGCUCUAGCCUGGUGGUUCCUCAGAUUUUGGUUGGACCUGUGGCCUGUAUGGGGAAUACAGGAAGCUGCUCUGUGGAUCUUCAGGAAGACUGCUGUGUAGAGGGAAGGGGGGCUAAAAGCACUUCCCUUUUCUUCAGCUCUCUGGGGAAUGCUGCUGGAGGCAGGUUUGUCAGACCUGUCCUGUACCAGAGGAACCUUGUUCAGCAUCUCCCCCUCCAUAUGCCAUUCUUGCAUGCUUCCUUCCAGGUAACACAGAAAUGUGAAUUUAGAAUUUAUAUACAUACAUAUAUAUAUAUAAAGCUAAGGUUUUUACAUAUAUAUAUAUGUGUGUGUGUGUGUGUAUGAAUUUAUACAAUAUAUGUAUAUUUUUUGUAUGUUUAAUUUAUGAAUGAGAUUUAGGACAGUCCUUUUUAUGUCCAAACAGUAUUCCCAGGCAGUCAAACAAGCUCUAGGCCUAGAGCAAGCCAUGAUGACUCAAGGCAAAUGGUGUGGCUAAAGGAUGCCACCUGCUUUAAUCUUUAUAUUUUUCGAGAGAAGCCUCUGUCUGGCUACUGCAAGGCUAGUCUUGUCCACAACCUUUCCUGUGCUCUCAGCCCUCUUCUCCAUUCUGUCACCAAACUCACAAACUAGCUCUCUGGCUCAAUUACCUGAUCUAGAGAAAGAUGGUCCCCACAGCAUUUGCUAGGUCUUGCACUUCUAUAUUUCUUCUCCCUAUCCCAAGUUCAAGACAGGUUCAUGUGGGUGAUGGAGAAGUGAAAGGUUCACAUCUUAUUUCUAUCUCCUCUUCAUCCAUCUUUAAGCUUUUUAUGAACCCAAAAUGUCACGAUAACAUCACACUGCACUCCAGUGGGCUAAGUCCCCAUUUGCAAUGCACCACAGCCCUUUUAGGAUAGAUUUCUAGCAGAUCCCCACUGGCACUAUAAAGAUCACGCUAGAUACAGUCAGAGGAAAGCUGAUUCUCACACCACUGCUUCAGGGUUUAGAGGCUCAGACAGAGGCAGAACUGGAAAGCUUUUCUGUUCAUUUUACCCCUAUUCCGAGCUCAGCUUUACCAUUCUCUUGCCAGCCCAGCCCUGCGUGCAGUUCCAGGAGGAACGGACUACCCCCAGGGCACAUUUGCUCUCAGUAUGUUUAGUGCUUUGAACUAUGCUUCUGAGUGUGCCAUCAGCCUCCUGUGUUGUAGCUGCAGAGCAUCUACAUGAAUUUUCUUGUAAUAGAAAUGACCAUAUAUAAACCAACAACUUUGGUGCCCCAGCAGCUCCCCACAGUGCAGGGCAACAACAUAGGAACUGUUUUCUCAGUAUGCCUUUCUAGGUCUGACCUCUGACAUUAGGUAAAGCCAGGCUAAGAUGAGGAUUGCAAAGGACUCUUCUGUCCUCCUGCUGGCUCAUGACCUUCCAACCUCCCCACACUUUCCUGUGAGUGGUGAGGUGACAGCAGGACUUUGACUUUCCCUCCAGAUGGGCACAUCUGCCAUGGGUUUGCUCUCCUGGGUUCUUGACAUCUCUCCUUGCUAGAUCGCCCUCUCUCUUCUCCUUGACUGCAUCUCCAUAUAAAGCUUCCAGGAUAGCCCUUCAGGAUUAGCUGCAAGCCCCAAGGCUGGUCCUUGGGCCCUGCUCUCUUAACAUUAGAGCCUGUGAACAGUUUGUAUAUGUUUAAUGGUAUUUUUGUGUAAAUAGCUUUGUAUAUAUUAGCACAACUGUAGCAUUGGCUCUAGGCCUGGCAUUUUCCUCCAGACGGGUUAGUGUUUAUAAUACAUAGUCAGUUAAUACAGCUGCAUGAUAGGGACUGAAAGCGAGGACCAGUAAAGUAUGAGGAUUAAACAGGAGUGCCCCUUCCCUCCUGUCUAGCCACCACCUUGCUGGGAAAGGUGAAGCGGCUGUUACCUGAAGUAGUUACUCUCCUGAGGUUCUUCCUGAAAGAACUAACAUUCAAGUGCAGUGACAUUAGCUCCUCCAUAAUGUGAAUUCACCAUGCCUGCACACACACACACACAUCCCCACUGUGAAUAAAGAGUCUGUCUGUAUAUUGUUGGGAAAAUGUAUUUGAACUGUGAAUUGCAAUGGAGCAAAUAAAUACUGUGUACAGCA